This is a messenger RNA of Oncorhynchus mykiss (rainbow trout), 4741 nucleotides long. NCBI's taxonomy places the organism in Eukaryota, Metazoa, Chordata, Actinopteri, Salmoniformes, Salmonidae. The record is from RefSeq and is a predicted model, not a curated record.
GGGAAUGAAAUGGACUAUGUUAUGUCUAGUCUAUGAGACCAGUCUGGUUGCGCACUAGAAUACAUCAAUAAUACAGUUGGCGACAACAAUAUUAUUAAAACGUUAUUAUUAGGCUAUUUUUAUUUAUUCUGAGUCAAUACAAGUAACCAUGCAUUUCUGUAAACUAUUAUAUCUCAGCAUUCUCAGCUAUUGGCUCUUGUCUUGCCCUUUUAAAAGGCGGCCUGAAGGCGAAGGAGUCAAAUUCCAUCUCACGUAGGAAGCAGCAUCUCCUCACGUUUCUCCCUUCUUCCACCACGACGCAUAACGGGUCCGCAUCAACAGGCAGAAUAAGGGGGAGCUUUAUUCCUCUUCCGUUGAAUUAUAACGGUAUUGACACAUGCUACGGUAAUCCACUAUUAUAAUAAUAGCGCAUUUUCUAGCGUUUUAUCGUUUUGAACGAGUUGGUUCCCAUUUUAUCUGAAAUUAACCUUCUUUCUAUGGUUGUCAAAGUUUAUCUUGAUGCAACAUAGUGAAUUGACGCCCAAGAGGAAUCAAAUAUUUUAACGAUUUUCUACACGAAGCAGAAUAUUUGAUUACGGACAUGUAAGCAUUUCACCGUAAGGUCUACCUACACCUGUUAUAUUCGGCGCAUGUGACAAAUACACAUGGAUUUGAUUUGAUAUAAGGAACAAGCGAAGAGAGGGAGAAUCGAACAGCCUGCUACUUUCCCCAGCGGAAAUGAGCUCAGUCGGGGUUUUUUCCAUCUUUUAGAACAUGACGGGUUUCAGCCACUACUUGCUGCCGGUGGAACCCUGAAGGUUCUCAUUCCACAACCAAAAUCUUUUGAUUCGGAUGGAAUGUCAAAGUAACUCAAAUGAACUACAACUACACGGACCGCAGCGACGCGCAGCAUAAUCAUCACUACUGCGAAGGAGGCAUGGAAGGUGGCUUGGGCACACCCACGUCAUCAGCUGGCAGCUCCACCUGCAAGAGGCUCCAGCAGCACUGGCGCCCAGAGUACCUGAGGACAGAGUUACACAGGCUACAGAGCACCCUGGCUAGGGAGGAGGGGAGGACAGCCUGCCUGACCAACGGAGCAUCUGGAUGUCAUGGGAUGAACAGGCAGAACGGUCACAGUGAUGUCAUAAAGACGAGCAACACCCUGAGACUACAUGUACCACCAGCUGGCUCAUGUGUCUCAGUCAGCCAGCAGCUCUCUCCUCUGGAGACAUCCAGCUCAGAAGCAUACAAACCAUCCCUAAGUUACCAAAACAACCAUUUAAUUUCCUCCUCUCCCACUCCCCCUCAGAGUGACUUCAGGUUGACCCCAGGGUCAAUCCCCCUACAGCCCUGCCUCUUGAGCCCUAACCCCAGGUCUAGUUCUGCUGCCUCUGCAACUCAGUUCUGCCCUCCUAACUCCAGGACCUGUCCCUAUGGUUCCACUGGCUCCAGGUCACCCCAGUCCCCCCGGCCAACCUGCCACUCCAGGCCACCUCCUUCAGGGGACACUCCCUUCAGCUCCUCUUUCAGCUUCAUCCAACAGUCACUGAGCCUUGAUUCACUGAGCUCCAAUCACAGGAAAAAUACAGACACCGCAGCUGGUGAGAGGCCCCCUGGCCUAAACCCAGACCAACAACCACUGAACAGGCCCCCUGGCCUAAACCCAGACCCACAACCACUGAACAGCUCCCCUGGCCUAAACCCAGACCCACAACCACUGAACAGCUCCACUAGUCUAGACCCAGACCCGCUGGAUCAGUCCUCAGCUAGGUCAUUAAGAACUAGAUCAGUCCCAUCCCACUCAGAACCACUGGAGUGGUCUGCGUCUGUCCCACUCUGCCAACCUGUAUCAGCCCCCCUUGACCAAUUACCAUCCAGGACAUCUGGCUCCAGCUCCAACCAAUCACGACUAGGAGUUUUGGGUCUCUCUUUGGGGCUUUCUGUUUCAAAACUGUCAACUCCGAGUCGUGUCCAAUCAGAGCCAGGCUCCGUCCCUCUCAGCCAGUCAGACGGAGUACGGGACCGGCUCUCACCUUGGGUGUGGCAGGACCGCCACUGGGAAGGCCGGGAGGGGGCGGGACCACAUCUGCGGGCGGAGUUACCCUCCUCUGACCUGGCGGAGGUGGAGCCUGACUGUGACUCCUCCUCUCUGGACACAGAAGCCUCCUCCUCCCUGUCAGUAGCGGAGGACUCUGACGCUGCCACUCCCUCCUCCCUCACCUCAGGGUACGAGAGUACCACGCCCACUACCGUCUCUGCCUCCUCCCUCACCUCAGGGUACGAGAGUGCCACGCCCACUACCGCCUCUGCCUCCUCCCUCACCUCAGGGUACGAGAGUGCCAUGCCCACUACCGCCUCUGCCUCCUCCCUCACCUCAGGGUACGAGAGUGCCACGCCCACUACCGCCUCUGCCUGGAAUGACUGCGUUCCAGACCAGGACCAGGGCUGGGACCAACUGGUCAAGAAGUACGAAGGUGUCCUUCAAGAUUGCCUGCACAACAACCGUACUAAUACUAAGAUUGAGUCCAUGAUGGGGAAGCUGCAGAGACUAAAGCAGAAGGCUAUCCUGGAGGAUGAGUAUGACUCAGCUGAGCGCUUUGGUAAGAAGCUGGAGGAGCUGUGUAGAGAGAGGAGCUCACUGAGGCUGGGUCUCCCCUCCAGACAGCCCAGUGUGGCUCUGUUCCUCCAGAGACUCAGAGAGGCAGUACACAGCGCCCUCGCCAGGAUGGAGGACCAUAGGGAAGAGGUGGAGAGUGAUGGAGGGGAAGUGGCUGAAGCCGUCCAGGGUCCACUGCAAAGGAGAGAGUGUUUGCUGCAGGAGAAACGCAUAGUGGAGGCGGAGAUGGCAGAGCUGCAGUGGAGGCUUGGAGAGCUGCAGUCUCGGAGUUGCAGCCUGGAACAGCAGAUCCAGCAGGAAGAGGAGGAGCUACAGACUGAGGAGGUUGAAGGACCCGCCCUGCGCAGCUGUAGCCACACACAGCUCAGAGACAUGGGCAAUGCCCUCAAUGACCUGGUAACAUCACAGAGCAGGACCAGGAUUUGUGUCUCUCCCCCUGAAGCCAUACUCAGACUCCAGGAUCAGGAGCAAUCACUGAGUCUGUCCAUUAAAGAUGCUACGGCUAAAGUAGUGAUGAGUCAGAGGUUGGGAGGAAGUCUGAGAAGGAAAGUCAGUGAGACAGAGACUCAACUCCUGGCUCUCCAUGAAGCCAAGUUAGCCGCCAUCUCAGGUAAUGCCUUCAGCAGUGCUAAGGAGCUGAAGGCAGAGAUGAGAGCUGUCUACGGAGAAAGAGACAGGCUGGAGCUGCUAGUGAAGAGACUCCACAGCCUGAGUUUUGGUAACAGCCAGGAUCUGGCCAAGAUGAAGACACAACAACAACAGCUGAAACUGGAGCUGGAGGCCAGACAGGCCCAGCAUGAACUGACUCUGAAAGAGAAUGUUGUCAAGUACAUCGAGUUACUGGAAGACAGACUGCACAGUUGUGGCUGUCCCCCUCUGCAGCAUAUCUGGGAGGCUGAUCUAGAAGCCUGUCACCUCCUCCUCCGAGGCAUCCAGCUGCGUACCCCCUUCUGUGGUGGUGCGGACCCUGCCACAGUGGUACUACCCAACCCCCAACCAGCCACUAAACAAGACGCAGAUCUGCAGGAAUGUGCCAUGUUGACGGCUCUGGGGGGGCGCUGGUGCCCCGAGGCCAACCUACAGAACUCAGAGUUCACCAAGAAAUUGGAAGAGUUUUUAUUCUGCAUGGAGGAUGUUCACCCAGAGGAGGACAGUGGCAGUGAAGCAGCAGGGCUAACAGCAGACCUGACUAUAGAGCUGACCGACCAGUGUGAGGAGAUCAGUGAUAGGCUGUUGAUUCUGGAGGAUGACCUCCAGACAGCCAUGCAGAACAAAGACCAGGAUCUCACUCAGUCCCUGGAGCAGGAGGUGAGGGAGGUGAAGGCUACUCUACACACCAUGCUGACACAGCUUAAUGAUGAGGAGGCAGAGGAGGAGAGAGAUAAUGAGAUCAUGGAGGAGGAGGAGGAAGAGGAGGAGGAAGACCAGUAUUUCAGUGACAGCUGGGAGAUUUGAUACAGGGGUCUCGGGUUUCUCCUGUGUUUUAUGACCAUCCCAGAGACCCUUUCUGGUGGCUGUCCUCUGACAAACCGCUGACCUCUAACCCAUGAACCCGCAAGACUCUGUGAGAGGUUGACAUCAGCAAUCAUAUUAAUUUACUGUAGCUCCAUCUCCUGUACAAUUAGACUCUGUUGUGUUGCUGGACAAUUCCAGAGAGAUUGGACUAUAAACCACUAUCAGUUUUUAUAUAUUAUGGGAAGACACUUUGAUACAAAUCUAGUAAUUUCUAAAUAUGUUUAAGAUAGCAGUUAUGUCCAAGUUUGAUUUGGGAGAAAAACAUUGGAUUUAUAUAUAUAUAUAUAUAUAUCUUCUAAAUAUUUUUGACUGUUCUAGUUAGUUUAACCAGGCUGAAACACAGCAGUGCCUUAGGCAGAUAAGACUUAACAAAAUGUUGUUACUGCUAGAAGACAUGGAGAUGCUGGUUUCCUCUCAACAUUUUAUCGGAAUCAGAACAGACUGAACAGCUUUUAAUAGUAAUAAUGUUGAUGUAUGUGGGGUCACUCCAAUACGACCUCAGCUCCAUCUGUAAUAUGUGACAGUAGAGAAGAACAAAAUGGACCAACAGCAGAGAAGGACCAAAUGAACCAACAGGAGAGAUGGACCAACAGGAGAGAUGGACAAAAUGGACCAACAGGAGAAAUGGAC